AUGCCCCUGCGGCCUCAAAACAGACUAAAGGUGGAGUCUCGCUGCACUUGGGGCAUGGUGUUUUGCAACAAGGGUCUGCCAGCGUCAACUAAAGUGCAGGUGUCACCGGGAGACACGGCCAACCUGCCCGCGACCUACAACCCCAAUGAUCACGUGAUUGCGCUGACGUGGAACAAGAUGGACGAACGUCUGGAGGGCACGCGGACACCGGUGUUCCUCCACUCGUUAACCAGCUCCGUAGCACUAGGACCCCUGAAGGACAGAGCGCAGCUCAACCCGAACGGGUCCCUGACAGUGUGGAACGUCACGGUCAAGGACGAGGGGCAGUACGUCAUGACUGUUCUUGUUGACGCGGUGGGGCAGCAGGAGCAUUAUGUUUACCUGGAUGUUAUGGCACCGCCCCUGGUGACAGUCGGCCUACAGAGUCCCCUCCGUGUAUCCCUCCGCUCCAGCGUCAUCCUGAACUGUACCGUGGAGAAGACCAGCACCACGCUCCCGCGGGUGUACUGGCUGCAGGACGGGCGGCAGCUCUCCCCGCACGUGGAGAAGCUGGACAUCGAGACCCCGGACAAGUACAGGUCGUCCCUGGUGCUGAGGAGGGUGGCGAGGUCGGACAGCGGGAACUACACUUGCGUGGCGCAGCAAGGCAGGAGCGAACAGGCCGACAGCCUCAGCCUAGUGGUCGUGUAUCCAGCAAAGGUUGUCAACGUCUCGAGUCCUCUUCAAAUCACAAGCGGCACAAAGGCAACAAUCUGGUGUAUCGUCGAUGGCAACCCCAAACCGGAAGUACGCUGGCGCAAGGUCGGAAGUGACGUCGACUUGGAAAGCGGCUGGGUGCAUCACGGGAAGAGGACCUCGUCCCUGUCCUUGCACAGUCUGCGUGUGGCAGAAGCAGGCUACUACGCAUGCGUAGCGAAGAACAAGCUCGGUGACCCCGACAGGAAGGUCGUGCCGGUGAUGGUAGUGGACAAGAGUUACUUCAGCGCCGCCGAGGGUGAAAACGAAGGCAAAGGUUGGAGAGAGGUGACCGCCAUCUUGGGAGGGGCGGCUGGUGGAGCCACUGUGCUACUGGCUGUCCUUCUUGGAGUGGUCAUUUUCUCCAGACGAGCCAAGAUAGAGGACAGUCAGACGACGCAGAAAGUGUUCUCUCUGAACCAUCCGACUGUCCUCAAGGACGGAGGCACCAUCUUGGUCAGCAAAGACGAGCGCCUAUCACUCACAGCAAAGUUCUUCAUCGGGAAUGACAUCCUGGCAGAGAAGGGCGGUGUGCCCCCACUACCCCCGCUCACGGACCAGCAACGGGCAAUCCUAGAGAAGGAGAAACCGAUCGCAGUUGACUCUGUCACCUUGUCAAGGAAAACUACAUUCCCAUCAUCACUCAUAGAACACCACUGUGAUAACAACGUCACCUGAGCUUGACCGUGGGAUUGACCGUGGGUUUAAAACUGCUUAUUCCGCUUGCGCGGAAAUCCGCACGCUCUGAGCAGGCUUUCGCGACGAUGUGAAGAGGUGUCAAAGCACGCGGCGUCCUACCUGCUGUAGGAGACACUGUGUUAUUCCUGCAUCCUUCACACAACAAUCUUGACUUUGAAGAAGUGGCGAGGAAAUGAAUAAGGAGACCAACGACAUUUUCUGGGGAAGACUGAUCGCUUUUCGCCAGAAUCAGACGCAUUCCAUGGAGCAAAAUGAGAGUAUAUGACAUGGAUAUCCAACUAAUAUCUUUUUACCUAAAAAGAUUAAUGUCCCUCUUCACGAAACACAAUAGAAGCAAUGUUUUUUACAGAACUGCAAUGAUGAUGCUAUUCAGACACUUAUCAUGAUUUCAGACUACUUAAUAAGCAUAUAGAAUGGUAUUGUUAUCGCUUUUCAAGCUUCCAC
Messenger RNA from Branchiostoma floridae (Florida lancelet), 1878 nucleotides. Its product is annotated as hemicentin-2-like. NCBI's taxonomy places the organism in Eukaryota, Metazoa, Chordata, Leptocardii, Amphioxiformes, Branchiostomatidae. The record is from RefSeq and is a predicted model, not a curated record. Gene Ontology annotation, molecular function: cell adhesion molecule binding. The transcript has 6 exons. The coding region runs from base 1 to 1413 and encodes 470 amino acids. Gene Ontology annotation, biological process: cell-cell adhesion. Gene Ontology annotation, cellular component: cell-cell junction.